UACGAAGCCUGAACGUUUGGAGAAUCAUCGGCCUUUGGGUUCAUCGAUCUCAUAUCUCAUCUGGAUAUAUUGACAGAAAGAGAAAUAAAUGGCGCGUUGUCCUCAAGUUUGGUUACUUUUCCUAGCCAUUUUGUUCUUGGUAAUAAGUGUUCAAAAUUCACAAGCUCGUCUAAGAGACGAAAAUGGAGUAAAAUCUGGUGUAUUUCUAUCACCCAAGUUUGUGCUGGAACCAGGAUCAGUGGCGAACAAAGUCUACUACAAUAUUGACUUUCCUAGAGGUCAUAUUGCUAUCAAGGAGUUCAAUGCUGAAGUGGUUGAUAAGGCAGGAAAUCCUAUCCCCCUUUACAAAACUUAUCUCCAUCACUGGCUUGCUCUGAGAUACUACCAACGUAAAGGUGUUGAAAUUUCAAAUUUCAAUGAUAGUUUGGGUUUCCAUCAAUCGGAUAUUAUCAUUGUGAGGAAUAGUGGGAUAUGUGAGGCUGGCCUUUCACAAUAUUUUGGCCUUGGAUCUGAGACACGAAAAACAGCCACACAUGUGCCGGAUCCUUAUGGAAUAGAAGUUGGUAAUCUGGCAGAAAUUCCUGAUGGGUAUGAGGAGAAAUGGUUGCUCAAUGUGCAUGCUAUUGAUACACGGGGUGUAGAAGAUAGGUUGGGGUGCAUUGAAUGCAGGUGUGAUUUGUACAAUGUUACAGAGGAUGAACAUGGCCAGCCUUUGAAGCCACAUUAUGUAGGGGGCUUGUAUUGUUGCUAUGAUGAGACACGAUGUAGAUUGAGAAAAGGCUUUGAUAGUGCCAAGAGAAGCCUCUACUUGAGGUACACAGUCAAGUGGGUUGAUUGGGAUAAUUCUAUUGAUCCUGUAAAUAUAUAUAUAUUUGAUGUUACUGAUACAUGGAAAAGGUCUGAUCAAUCAACAGGACUCAGUAGAAGACAUGAUUGCGCGAUUGAGUAUGAUGUUGAAUCUUGUUCCACUAGCAUGGCUAGUGACAGUUGCAAUAAUACCAAAAGGGUGAGCCUUAUUCUGCCCACUGGUGGUGAUGUCAUCUACGCUGUUGCUCACCAGCAUGCCGGGGGAAUUGGUUCAACUUUAUAUGGAGAGGAUGGACGAGUUAUUUGCAAAUCAAUACCAACUUACGGAGAAGGAAAGGAAGCAGGAAAUGAGGCUGGUUAUAUUGUAGGAAUGUCCACCUGUUAUCCUCAACCUGGGUCUGUCAAGAUAUCUGAUGGGGAGACUCUGAUUCUGGAAUCUAAUUAUAACAGUGCCCAAAGACAUACUGGAGUUAUGGGGCUCUUCUACAUUUUGGUUGCAGACCCUUCACCAAAACCUGAAUCGGUCUUGCGUGCUCCGUUUGAAGUGUAAGAAAAGCUGGCAAUACCCAAUUUUGUUUGGGUCAUAGCAUUGUUUGGAACGGUAGUAGCUAUUGCAGUUUAUGGACAAAGGACCCGAAGAGAGGAUGUUUACCAAUCAAUAGUGAUGUGAGCUUAUUUCUCCAUGUUUUGGUCAUGUGAUGCAACACAAAAAAGCUGUUGGAUAGUUUCACUCAUCUGUAAGCAUGCAUAAUGUAAUUUCUAUGAGGUAAAAUAAUGGAAACCUUUGUCUCUAAACCUAGUUCUUGUUCUUACCCUACUAAUCUAUAUACAUACAUAUCAACCUCAUUAUUCAUAACUGGGGGAGGGUGUUGAUUAGGUCUGUCAAUUGUGUCGGAUGAGGCAGAUUCGUGUUAAAUCUUAGCGAGUUUGUGUCAAAAAAUAUUUUAUCCAUACCCGAUUUAUUUAUUAAUUCAUUUUUAAUGACUCAUGUUAUAUCGG
Messenger RNA from Ilex paraguariensis (yerba mate), 1806 nucleotides. The record is from the annotation of a GenBank genome assembly. Lineage: Eukaryota; Viridiplantae; Streptophyta; Magnoliopsida; Aquifoliales; Aquifoliaceae.